AAGUGCACGAACUGGGGGGCUGAUCUGCGGAGAAGUCCCACUUCCCAGCCCUGCGCCAUGGCUAAAUAUCAACCUGAGCUGCUUCUCCAUCCCGUGCCAGCCAAGCCAUUCCCUGGGGUUGUCGAGAAGAAGAAAAAAGCGCCCUGGGAAAGCCAGUGACCAGAGAUCAGUCGACAUGGGGUUACCGCCAGAUGAACACCUCCCCGAGGUGUAUGUUCCGCAGGAGCACAGCCGUCUUCCUGAAGUCGCGCCGGAUUCCUCACCAGAAGCAACGCAAGCGCGGCUCUACCAGGCCUCAGACAAAUAUCCAGCCCAGUUCGAUAAUGCGCCGAAGCUGCCGCACGAAGAGCCGCCCGCAUGGGCUCCCCUCCCGGGGCAGCAGCAACCAGGGGGGAUGGGCACCGAACACCUCAGUAGCGCCGUGAGCCCGGACGGCUCCGUGCCCUGGCAAUCCUUCCCAGGCAGCGGUGGUGACGACCGGACGUUUGUCGGCACCGAUCCAGGGCAGGAAAACAAGCGGCUCUGCGGUCUCCCAAGGCGUGUCUUCAUCAUCCUUGCUGCCAUCCUUGGCGUCGCGGUGGUAGCCGCCGCAGUCGGCGGCGGCGUCGGCGGGGCGGUGGCAGCGAGACAGAGGUCGUCGGACGCUAGCGAGAGCUCGCCGGCAGCGGUGUCAUCAGCAGCCUCAAGCGGUAGCAGCAGCAGCAGCAGCAGCAGCACUCCGACGAGGACAACCACUACAAGUUCAUCCUCGACAUCAAGCGCCCCCACGGCAACCGUCUCGUUCCUCAACAACCAGACGGAUCCCUCCGUCUUCAAGCACGGCUUCGCCUUCCAGGCUUGGGAAAAGCCUUACAUGAAGGGCAACUUCACCCCCAUCUACUCGGACGAGGGCUUCAUCAACCUUCCGUUCAACGCCACGAGCUACAUCUGGCUCGAAGACAAGUCACAAAGUUGCUGCGUCACCUUCUGCAACGACACAAAGCCCUCCGACAGCUACUGGUGCCAAUCGCGGUGGCGGAACAGCUCGUCGGGUUACUUCCGGCGGAUUUCGCUCUGGUGCGGUGAUCGAGACGACGAGCAAUUACGGACGAGUUGCUCAUAGGGUUGCUUGUGGUUACGGAAACGUCGUCUUAACCGUAGGCUCGGUUCAGAUGGUAAUUGGGUUC
Thermothielavioides terrestris NRRL 8126 is the source of this 1166-nucleotide messenger RNA. RefSeq lists its product as uncharacterized. NCBI's taxonomy places the organism in Eukaryota, Fungi, Ascomycota, Sordariomycetes, Sordariales, Chaetomiaceae. The record is from RefSeq and is a predicted model, not a curated record. The transcript is spliced from 2 exons. Bases 176 to 1102 code for a protein of 308 amino acids.